Colias croceus (clouded yellow) is the source of this 1226-nucleotide messenger RNA. Its product is annotated as flavin reductase (NADPH). The record is from RefSeq and is a predicted model, not a curated record. The coding region runs from base 276 to 890 and encodes 204 amino acids. Lineage: Eukaryota; Metazoa; Arthropoda; Insecta; Lepidoptera; Pieridae. The transcript has 3 exons.
CUAGAUAGAUACAAUAUACAUACUCCAUCGAGGACGGUUGUUUCAUGCAGUAUAUAACAAUUUCCGUUCAAGUCAACUUUGCCGCUCAGUAUUUAAAUCGUAAUUCGAAAGAACAGUCAUACCGUCGGUUACACAUGAUAAGUUCGUCUAAUGUUAGAUAACUUCCUUAUCGAAUUUGAUAAGUUUUGAGAAAAAUUAUAAGUGGACGCAGGUUUUUGCCACAAGCAAGUCACAGUGUUUUGAAUACAGACGCGUAUUUUAAAUAAUCAGCAGUCAUGAAGAUUGUUAUUUUCGGAUCUACGGGAACUACCGGCGUUUGUGCCGUUGAGGCAGCUGUAAAAAAAGGCUACGAGGUCCGCGCGUUCGUCCGCGACCCCGCCAAGCUACCAGAGGCUCUCCGGUCCAAAGUAGAGGUGUGCAAGGGGGAUGUCCUCGAAUUUGACUCUGUUACCAACGCGAUUGAAGGCACAGAUGGUGUGGUCAUCGCUCUGGGCACCAAUGGCAGUCUGGACCCAACAUCCGACAUGUCAGAAGGCACUAAGAACAUUAUUGACGCUAUGAGAGCGAAGAAUGUGCAGAACGUAUCUGCUUGUAUUUCGGCGUUCCUGUUCUAUGAUGAGGAUAAGGUGCCAGAGCGAUUCAUACCCCUCACGAAGGACCAUAAGCGGAUGUAUGAAGAGCUGAAGGGAAGCGGUUUGAACUGGAUUGCUGUCUUCUCGCCGCAUAUCUCUGAGGAUCCCAGCCGAGACAUCAUAGUAGAAGUAAACCCAGAGAAGUCCCCUGGCCGCGCAAUUUCUAAGCACGACCUUGGAAAAUUCCUCAUCGACUCACUCUCAGAACCAAAAUACUACAAGGCUGUUAUUGGCAUCUGCAAUGUACCAAACCAAUAACAACCCAAUUUAGACGUAUUAUAACUGCCAAUCGAAUAUAUGCACGGAGAAGCGGGAUGGAGCUAUACGAGGAAACGAGAUAGACAUAUUUUUUUACAACAGCCAAGAUAAUACGGAGAUUUUAUAAUGUCUCAAGACUUUUCCUUAUUUUCUUUAGAAAUAAUAUAAAUUAUGCACUGUUAAGUGAAUAGCUAAUAACUAUUAAGUUUAUUGCAGUAAUUUUGUUCAAUAUUUAUUUUUACGUUUUAUUUUAAGAAUUUUAUUGCAUGGUUGUAACUGCAUUUAGAGUAUUUCAAAGUAUGUCGAUUUUUAGAUAAUAAACCUAAUUUGGUUGAA